AUGGCCUCUCACCAACUUGCCAUUGCGAAGGCCUCAUUUUCCGCGGGGCUUUUACGCCCAGACCCCACGUCCGUCCCGCGCGACGAGAUUACAACGUUCCAUACAUCACUGGACAGGGCGCUAUCGCAUUGCUCCCCAGCAAACAUCCAGACCUGCAAAGAUUGGCUUCUCGAGUACGUUGUCUCCUCGUCAAAUCGGGUGAAUGUUUGGGCCAAAUACCUGGUCGCGCUGUCUGGUUCGUUCAGCGAAGACGGGCAGCAACCGCAAGCCAAGCCACAGCAAAUCCGGCCCAUUUCUGCAAAGAGGAAAAGGUUACACAUACUCUACCUGCUGAAUGACCUGUUUCAUCAUACCAAGUAUCAUCUGGACUCGACUGCCGCCUUUUCCACCUUGACUGGCUCAUUGCAGCCGUACAUUGUGGAGUUACUGGGCUACGCUGCUUCCUACGACCGAGAGAAGCACCCGAAGCACCACGGACGACUAGACACACUGUUGAAUAUAUGGGUGCAGCAUGGCUACUACGGCAGUGACUAUGUCAACAAGUUGCGGGAGGUGGUCAAGAACUCAGCGUUGUCGGGUCCUGUCAAGACCUCGAUUGAUGUCGAAGAGAGCAACAUGGACUCCGCCCACCGGCUUCCGAGCAAGGAUGUACCAUUCAUCAUGCCAUCUACUCAUGGGGACCCGUCUACUCCUUACUAUGACCUUCCCGCAGGCAACCUUGUCCCUCACAUCAUCCCUAACUCAACUGUUCCCCUUCGUCCUGAUUCGAUCAAACCACUGCAAUUCCUGGCUGGACCAGCGGAUGAAAAGCUGGCGAUCGCUUUGAAAGCGUUCCUGAAAGACGUUGAUCAAAUAUACGGAAUCGAUAGACCAGAGCCCAAGGAAGAUGAAGUAGUCGAUAUAGACGAGCUAGGCCAGACAGUCAUACGUGACAAGAUUGCAGGCGACAUUCUCAGCGGCGACACAUACUACGGGUGGUCUCGAGGGUUUUGCCAGCAAAUGAAGAGGAGGAAUGCGAAAUCCAGCUCUCGAAGUCGCAGCCUAAGCCCUCGCAAGAGAAGGCGAUACAGUGAUAGCUAUAGCGACGACAGCGGACGGAGCAGAUCGAGGUCACGAAGCCGUACUCCACCUCGCAGGUUUGGCCGGUACGAUUCUCGGUCACGCUCUGUAUCUCGAUCACGAAGUGGCCCCCGGCGCUCGCGUUCACGGGAGAAAUCCUAUUCUCCUCGCCCACCAUCACCACCGCGGCCCAUGCCCACACAACACCAUAAUCAGUUUGACAAUGCUGCGCCCCCAGGCUUUCCUCCGCAACCGCCGCCGAUGCAUUUUCAACAAGGCCCACCCGCAUUCCCCCAAGGGAUGCCAGGAGCCCCUCCGCCUCCGCCCAAUUAUCAGGGCCCGUGGCCUCCACCGCCUCCACCUUUGCCAAACUACGGCCCUUCGAACUUUCCGCCGACGUUCCAACCACAAGGUGGACAGUUUCCUCAACAGUUCCCCCCAGUACAUGUACCGCAGGGACAGCAAAUGCCACCCGGGUCCUAUCACUUCCCUCCGCCUCACUCCGGGAGAGGCUGGAAUCAGCAUGGCUACCCAUCUGGUCGUGGAUGGAGGUAA
This is a messenger RNA of Aspergillus bombycis, 1614 nucleotides long. Its product is annotated as RNA polymerase II-binding domain-containing protein. Gene Ontology annotation, cellular component: perinuclear region of cytoplasm. Gene Ontology annotation, biological process: intracellular calcium ion homeostasis. Bases 1 to 1614 code for a protein of 537 amino acids. The transcript is spliced from 2 exons. NCBI's taxonomy places the organism in Eukaryota, Fungi, Ascomycota, Eurotiomycetes, Eurotiales, Aspergillaceae. The record is from RefSeq and is a predicted model, not a curated record.